AUGAUGUUUGCGCAAAAUUUCCUGGAUCCCACAAUGUAUUUUCUAAAAUCAGAUGGUUUUCAAAUUGCUCAUCAUAGCGGUCAAGUUGAAUGGAAUGCAUUGAAACACAAUGAAGAACGCGUUCGUGAAAAAAUUGAAGAAUAUUUAGAAAUUUAUAAUCAAUCAGGUGCAGCAGGAUUACCACUAGAAAUGAGCCAGUCAGCAAAAAGGAAAUUAGCGGCAAAAAAGAAAUUGGAAAGAAAAAGGCGACAUUCCGAUUCAGAUGUCGAUGAUAAUGAAAAAGAACAAAUGCCUCUUAUCGAGAAAGAAAUGGCUGAGAGCGAUGAAGGACAAGUGCAAACCAAAGGACAAAUGCAGACCAAAAGUAAAAAUCAACCUGCCGCUGUCACUCCACCAGCUCCACAAUUGAAAGGCACAAUAACCAUUUUACCAGACGGAAGAAGAGAACGUUCAAACCGUGUUCGUGCGCCUGCUCAAGAACUCGUUAACUGUGAAUUAAAAACAAUCAAUGAACAAAUUGUCAGUCUUGUACAAAUAAAAAAUAUGGGUCUAUCUACAGCUGACACCAAAAAACAGUUGAAAAAACUGUUCGAUGAACGAAAGAAAAAAUCAAUGGAAUUAAAACGUCUCAGAGCUCAACAGAUUACAAAGGCAAAUUUUCGAAAAAAACGUAAAAUGAUUGUUGAACAGUUAUGCGAAAAAAAUCCUGAAGUAGCAAAAGAAUUAAAUAAAGUUUAUCGAACAAAUACAAGUCGACCUAGUGCAGAAGAACAAUGUCCGGAUUUACUAAAAAUUAUUGAAGAAAUUGCACGAUGUGGUGGAGCAACGGAUAAUAAUCGACAAUCAGAACAAUAUCGACCAUGCGCAACAUUAGAUGAUUUACGAGAAACAAUUAAACAACGAGGCUAUGAUAUUAGACAAACAACGUCGUAUUACAGGUUAUUACCUCGUCGUGCAGCCUCGAUCGAUGGUCGAAGACAUGUUCGUACCGUACCUGUUCGUCUGCGUCAUGCUGUCCAAAUAAAUGAUCCAGUUAUUCCUCAUGAAGAUAGUCACUUUGCUACGGCAACUAUUCGAUAUAUCAAAGAUUUGGCUAGUAUAUUUGGCAAUGAAGUUGUGUUUUAUAUAUCACAAAAUGAAAAAUGUAAAGUACCUAUUGGCUUACCAGCUGCUAAAAUUCAAGCGCCAAUGUUAAUGCAUUUGGAUUAUGAUGUUAAACAGCCUAAUUUUAAUUCAAGAAUUGCUCCGCGAUAUCAAUUAAUACCAAGUGUGUAUGCAGCCUGCAUCAUUAAUCCGGAUGGUGAACUUGGUUAUGCGGGUCCAACUUACAUAGCCGUGAGAUCAGCUAAGCAUGAUCGACCUGAUGCACAAACACAUUUAAAAGAUUUUGAUACAUUAGUGAAAUUAAAAGAAUUUGAAAAAGCAUGCAGAGACAUACAUGGUAAUGUGAAGCCGAUUGUAAUAAUUACAGUUGACGGUGGUCCAGAUGACAAUCCUCGUUUUCCAAAAACAUUAAUGGCAGCCAUUGCAAAAUUUCGUAGAUACAACUUGGAUGCAUUAUUCGUUCUCACUCAAGCACCAGGUCAAGUGACUUUCAAUGUUGUUGAACGCCGAAUGUCACCGUUAGCACAAGAUUUAGGUGGUCUCAUUUUACCUCACGAUUAUUUUGGCACACAUUUGGAUGAUCGUGGAGUAACGAUUAAUGAAGAAUUAGAAAAACUAAGUUUUCAACGAGCAGGAGAAGUUUUAGCCGAAGUAUGGCGUGGAUCUGUGCUUGAUGAAUAUCCGGUUAUGGCAGAAUAUAUUGCAUCAACAGGAAAAACAGACGAUGAACGACGAGAAUUUGGUGUUACUCUUGCCAUGGAAAGUCUAAUGGAACGGGCUGAAGAAGGAGAAGACGUUGAAACUCGUGCGAACACAUCGGAGGAAGAUUAUUUGGAAAAAUGUCACGUGAAAACCGCUCAAAUAAAAGAAGAAUUAACAAAUGAAUCUGCUAAAUAUGAACUCGAUGAAUAUUGGUGUGGUACUCAUGUACUUCAAACUCAAUAUACAAUUCAAAUAGUUCGCUGUAAUGAUCCAUUAUGUUGUGGAAAAUGGAGAUCAAAUUAUGUUCAAAUAUUUCCACAUCGAUUUUUACCACCACCGGUGCCAUUUGAGCGAACACCUUUGGGCAUUGUAAUGGCUAACGAAACAACAAAAACUCAAUUUUAUGGUUCUUUGUUUCAUCGUAUUCAAUUUCAUGGUGUUGUUAUCCAAAAUACCCUCAAUGAUCAAUUACCAUUCGAUUAUUGUUGUACAUCGGUCAAAAAAGAUUUGAAAAAACGAGUAUGUAAAAUCUGUAAGCAAUAUAUUCCAAGUAUAUAUCGAAUGAAACAGCAUUAUAAAAUACAUGAAGAAUAUCAACAAUACCUAGAGGAAGAAGAACAAGUUGAUGAGGAUGAUUUAUUUGAAUUAUUAGCUCAAAGUGAAAUAAUAUCAAAACAAGGUUCUCAAACAGAACAAGGCGCCGUUGUCUUUUCAGAUAUGUUAGAUUGGUUAAAAUCUGAUUUUGAAGAGUUAGAUUUACAAGAACAAGCUAAAGAACGAUCGAAAAAGUCAUCAGCAUCAUGGGAAAAAGGUUCUGUUAUUGCAAAACCGACCGAUACAUGGAGCGACCAAAUAUUAUCAAAUCUAACAUUAAAAGAAGACAAUGGUCAAGAAGAGAACAAAAAACGACAGCCAACAUCUCAACAAGAUGAGCAAGAAGAACAGGAGGGGGAGGAAGAAUUAGAUGACUGGGAGCAAGUGGAUGCAUUAUUAACAGAAAAUAAAAUUUAG
This is a messenger RNA of Didymodactylos carnosus, 2817 nucleotides long. NCBI's taxonomy places the organism in Eukaryota, Metazoa, Rotifera, Eurotatoria, Philodinida, Philodinidae. The record is from the annotation of a GenBank genome assembly.